Messenger RNA from Saprolegnia parasitica CBS 223.65, 3156 nucleotides. RefSeq lists its product as hypothetical. NCBI's taxonomy places the organism in Eukaryota, Oomycota, Saprolegniomycetes, Saprolegniales, Saprolegniaceae. Gene Ontology annotation, molecular function: ATP hydrolysis activity; ATP binding. The coding region runs from base 84 to 3017 and encodes 977 amino acids. Gene Ontology annotation, biological process: protein import into peroxisome matrix. The record is from RefSeq and is a predicted model, not a curated record. The transcript has 14 exons. Gene Ontology annotation, cellular component: peroxisomal membrane; cytosol; peroxisome.
UCUGUGUCUUCUCGUCUCACGCCUGACAGCCCAAUGCCGGCGCAACGGUGCUACAGCUCACGUGGCACGACGGGCCCGAACCCAUGAUGGCCCACGUUGGCUGGGUCGGCGAGCUCGCCCAGAGCGAGGCGUUGGAAGUGCCCAUGGAGUUUGGUCGAUGCUUGGGCCUGGCCGACGCAAUGGAGCGAUUGCCAGGUCUUCGUGUCAGCGUUGCCGUCGCUGCGUUCACGCCGACGGUACCCAUGGUGCACAUGGAGCCGUGCACGGCGGACGACUGGGAAAUCAUCCAGUUGCACGCGGGCCAUCUCGAGAGCGAAGUGCUUCGCCAGAUCUGCGUCGUCCAGAACGGCCAAGAGAUUCCUGUGCGCAUCCAGCAGCACAUGGUCGUGCACUUGCUCGUCACGCUGCCGCCCGACGUACCGUGUGCGAGGCUAGCGUCGAAUUGCGAAAUUGCAAUUGCCCCAAAGACGCGGUCGGCGCCCGACGACCCCAACGCACCAGCUCACUAUGACGCUUCUCCGCCGCUUGCGCUUCAGCCAUUGGCGACGACGCUGCCGGAUGGCACCGCCGUCGUGCUGCAGCUAGCGCCCGACGAAGUGCUAUUGCACCCUGCCACGUACGCGCAGCUCGAUGGCCCGCCGUCGGGUCUUCGCUGCGUUUCGCUCUGGCAAGACAUUGGGGCAGAAAAACCGUACUACGCUUCAUCGUGUCUUGCAUCUGCUAACGCUGCGUGGCACAGGACGGUGGUGGUGGCGCGGCUACGCGUAAGCACGUCGGUCGUGCCGCAGUACGUGGCCGUGUCGGAGUCGCUGGCCGCCAAACUGGACCUCGCGCCCGUCACUCGACUUUGCCUGCGUGUGCUCAAGUGCCCGCCUUUGACGCCGCUCAAGGUGGUUCUCACCGUGCCAUACGAAGCGAACGAGUGGCUCGAUGCACUCGUGACGUGGUGGUCGGCGACCACCGACCUCGUUCUCGAGCCUGCGGGCACAUUGCUGCAGCUCCUCGAUACGCGGGUGUCGCUCACACUGCGCCUCCGCAACGAGCCACUGGAAAGCAGUGCACCGCUGGGUGCGGCGAUGGACUAUACGCUGAUCGCUGCCAUCAAUGCGCCGCGCAAGGACGACGUGUUGAUCCAGGUCGCGUCAGUCCCGGUGCCCGUUGCGGCGACACCCGCAAAGGCCUUGCCGCUCGUGUGGCCUGCGCUCGAGACGGUCUUGCGUGAGGUGGAGACGCAAUCCAACCCGAUCGUGUGUCGUCCCCAUGCAGCGGCCCGCGUGCUGCUCGGCGCACCGACGCCACCAGGCUCUGUUCUCUUGUACGGGGCGCGGGGCGCCGGCAAGUCGGCACUGCUCAAGCUACUUACGCACCGUGCAGCAACGUCCCAAAAUGUUCUGAGCGCAACGCUAACGAUGUCCAAGCUCCAGGAAGCCGUUUGCCCGGGCCUCCACUUUGCGCCCUGUGUGCUUUGUCUCGACGACCUCGACGCCCUCGUGCCGCCCGAGGCCGACGAUGGCUCGAAUGCCAACGACCAAUCACGGCGCAUCGCCGAGCACCUCGCCGAACUGCUCAAGCAUGUCCGCGCGGUUCAGAGCGCCUUUGCAACGCAGCUGCGAGCGGCCGCUCCGUCGUCGGCGCAGCUCGUGUCCGCCAGUACGAAGAAGAGCGUUGCUGUCGUAGCGACAGCCCGCGACGCGUCGGCCAUCCACCCGUACUUGCGAACAUGCGGCCUCUUUGACCGACCGAUCGAGCUAAAGCUGCCGGACGUCGGGGCGCGGGAACGCAUCUUGCUGGCGCUUUGGCGCCAAAAACAAUCAAAUGGCAGUGACGAGCCCGUCGACGCACAGACGGCGGCGCACAAAACCGAGGGCUUUAGUCCGCGGGAUCUGCACCACGUCGUGGACCGCGCGUUGCACCAGCACGCGAUUCAGCUGCGCACCGGGCCGCCACGCGCACCCUUCGAAUUUCUCGCGGGCCUCACGGACUUUACGCCCGCGGCGCUCCGUGGCGUGGAUCUUUUCAAGAGCUCGAUUCACUGGGCCGAUGUCGGUGGCCUCCACGACGUACGCACGAUGCUCAAAGAAACGCUCGAGCUCCCUACCAAGUACAUGAAGCUCUACAAGGCCGCGCCGCUCAAGCUCCCGUCCGGCGUCCUUCUGUACGGCCCGCCUGGCUGCGGCAAGACGAUGCUGGCAAACGCUGUCGCGAGCGAGUGCGGCCUCAAUUUCAUCAGCGUCAAGGGCCCCGAAGUGCUCAACAAGUACAUUGGGGCCAGCGAGCAAGCGGUGCGUGACCUCUUCGCGCGGGCCGCCGCAGCCGCACCGAGCGUCCUCUUCCUCGAUGAGUUUGACGCCAUCGCGCCCCGCCGCGGCGCCGACAAUACGGGCGUCACGGACCGCGUUGUGAACCAGCUACUCACGUUCCUCGACGGCGUCGAGUCGCGCUUGGGCGUAUAUGUGCUCGCCGCAACGAGCCGACCCGACAUGAUCGACCCGGCGUUGCUGCGGCCCGGUCGUCUCGACAAGAGCCUGUACUGCGGCUUUCCGACCAUGGCCGAACGACUCGACAUUUUGAAAGCGGUGGCGCGCAAGAUGGACGUGACCGCCGAAGCGGCGGCGUACCUUGCUGUCGUGAGCCAGCACACGGAGCUCUACACGGGCGCCGACCUCCAAGCCAUUUUGUAUGCAGCGCAGCUCGAGGCGGUGCACGAGACGCUGCCGUCGACAGCCACGGCACAUGACUGGGAAAUGGAUCUCAAGGACGAAAGCGACCAAAGUGUGAGCUUCUCGCCCAAGAAGGACGACGUGGCGGCGGCGACGGUCGGCGGCGUCUCGCGCAUUCUACAGCGCCACGUGGAGAAGGCGUUCAAGGCGUCGCGGCCGUCCGUCUCGAUGGACGCCAAGCGGCACUACGACCACAUGUAUGGGUCGUUCAACAACAGCAAGGCGCCCCGGGUCACCGACUUUUCAACGGCCAGCAGCGACGUGACGGUCGAGGCGCAGCGCUCGGCGCUCUACUAGCUCGCCUGUUGCAGAACAUGACAAAAGUGUGUCGACGGCCUGUCGUAUGUUGCCCAAUUGGUCAAGAACAAGCGGAAACUUGUCCACGUAGAAACGAUCAACAAUCAAUAUGGCGGUCAUUCAAUACCUAGUAUGGAAA